Messenger RNA from Arvicanthis niloticus (Nile rat), 549 nucleotides. RefSeq names its product IQ motif containing F5 (gene Iqcf5). The record is from RefSeq and is a predicted model, not a curated record. NCBI's taxonomy places the organism in Eukaryota, Metazoa, Chordata, Mammalia, Rodentia, Muridae. Gene Ontology annotation, molecular function: calmodulin binding.
UCAUCACUCUUUCCUAUCUACUCUCUGCUGGAUCAGAGCUAGAAGAGCAGACCGGAGGGUGAUGGGAACAUCUAGCCCCUAACUAUGGGCCCAGAAGAGACUACCGCCAUGGUGAAAACAUCUGCAGCUGUGCGCAUCCAAGCCUGGUGGCGUGGCACACUGCUGCGACGCUCACUGCUGUAUGCCGCCCUCAGCGCAUGGAUCAUUCAGUGCUGGUGGAGAAAGAUAAUGAUGAGGGUGCAAGGGAAGAAACGGCGGAUGGCUCUGGAGUUAUAUGCUCGAAAAACUUGGGCAAUAGUCAAGCUGCAGUCCUGGUUCAGAAUGUGGCAUAUUCGUCAACGAUACUGUCGUUUGCUAAAUGCUGUUCGCAUCAUCCAGGUUUAUUGGCGUUGGCAUAGUUGUCACACCCGUGGCUUUAUUCAGGGCAACUAUGAAAUCAAAGAAAAUCGACUGAAUAUUCAACUUGAAAUUUCCCUGGGCUCACAGGCUUGUAAGGUGGAACAGUGCAUAACCCUACCAAUAAAAGAGUGAUCAGGUCUGCCACACCCG